This is a messenger RNA of Penicillium brasilianum, 712 nucleotides long. Lineage: Eukaryota; Fungi; Ascomycota; Eurotiomycetes; Eurotiales; Aspergillaceae. The record is from the annotation of a GenBank genome assembly.
CCCCCCCAAAAAGAAUCCUAUAAUAUGGCCACUUCUGGCAGAGCCGGUGGCUCCCAGGGCUCCUCGACCGGAGCCCCCGGUCUCCCUGUGUCUAUGCAAGAUACCCGAUCGCACUACGAUCCCGCCACGACCGGGUACAAUCCUGCCACGGGCGCCUCAUACUCGAAGCCAUCGGCUGGCAAUUCACAAGAAGAGACCUACAAUCCGAACGCGCCGUCAAACAGCUACGAUCGCAUGGCAGGACAAGACGAUCGAAUCCAGAAUGCGCCGAGUACGGUGCAGCGGGCUGGGCUGGAAGAGGCCGCCGCGACGUCCAAAACGGAUAAAGCGUCGGAGUCACGGGCGACGAGCGCGAGUGAGAAUUUGGGGCGGAAGGUGAAAGGGGUUGGGGCGAGUGUUCAUGGAGCCGGAGAGUCACUUCGAGGAGCUUUGAAUGCCACCGUUGAUCGGGCAUUUGGAUCAGAUAAGAGUGCCGAGCGUAACGAGGAGAUUGCACGUCGGGGCGAGGGGGAGAUUCGGACUGGCGAGUUCUCGAAGAGCGAACCCCGGAUUCAGUGAUUGUAUGUUGUGCUAUGAUGUACGAUAGUAUGUAUUAUAUAUGAUUUGGUAUACGGAGUAGAGUAUAGCAUAGUGUACAUCUGUGGAUCUAGUUGGCCAUGAGCAUGAGCAUGGGUAUACAAUAGUGAUUUUUACAAUUUCUCUGUAUGAUGAC